This is a messenger RNA of Ceratitis capitata (Mediterranean fruit fly), 2230 nucleotides long. RefSeq names its product protein ABHD17B. Bases 193 to 1053 code for a protein of 286 amino acids. Gene Ontology annotation, cellular component: endosome membrane; plasma membrane. The transcript has 6 exons. Gene Ontology annotation, molecular function: palmitoyl-(protein) hydrolase activity. Lineage: Eukaryota; Metazoa; Arthropoda; Insecta; Diptera; Tephritidae. Gene Ontology annotation, biological process: protein depalmitoylation. The record is from RefSeq and is a predicted model, not a curated record.
CUGAAAGAAAUUGCUUCGUGGUAAACAAUUAACAAUCUCUGUGUCUGUGAACUUUUCUUGCAAACAAGAAAAAAAUUGUGAAAGCAAAGUAAUCAAGCUCAAACUUUUGAGCAUAAUAUAAAUACAUUAGUAUUGAUAGUAUUGACCAAUUGAAAGCGUCAGUGUUAAAUAUUUGUUGAAGUAUUACUUGAAAUGUUUAGUAUCAGUGAACUGUGCUGUAUGUUUUGCUGUCCGCCAUGUCCAGGCCCAAUUGCAGCUAAAUUAGCAUUUCAACCACCAGAGCCCACAUAUAAAUUGACACCGUCUGACGACACGAAUGUGAAAUAUAACUUGCAUUUGUUUGAUCGCGCAGAAUGGCAGUAUUCGGAGAGGGAUAAAUCAAAAGUUGAAUCUUUCUUUACAAGGACGUCGAGAGGCAAUUUAAUUACAUGUGUCUAUGUUCGAUGUAGCAGGAAUGCGAAGUACACACUUCUCUUUUCUCAUGGAAAUGCAGUUGAUCUGGGACAAAUGAGUAGUUUUUAUAUAUCGCUCGGUACACAACUCAAUUGCAAUAUUUUUGGUUAUGAUUAUUCUGGUUAUGGAAUGAGCGGGGGAAAACCUUCGGAAAAAAAUUUAUAUGCUGACAUCGAGGCUGCUUGGCAGGCUCUAAGGAACAGAUUUAAUAUCAGCCCCGAAACUAUUAUUUUAUAUGGACAAAGUAUUGGUACAGUGCCAACAGUUGACUUAGCAACAAAGCAUGAAGUUGGUGCAGUUAUUCUACAUUCUCCUCUAAUGUCCGGAUUGAGAGUCGUUUUUCGUAAUACAAAGCGGACUUGGUUUUUUGAUGCAUUUCCAAGUAUUGAUAAGGUUUCCAAAGUAAAAUCUCCAGUUUUAGUCAUACAUGGAACUGAUGACGAGGUUAUAGAUUUUUCUCACGGAAUCGGAAUUUACGAGCGUUGUCCAAAAGCUGUGGAACCCUUGUGGGUGGAGGGAGCUGGCCACAACGACGUGGAAUUACAUUCGCAAUAUUUUGAACGGCUAAAAAAGUUUUUAACUGUGGAGUUGGUUAAAUGACAAUUAAAGAAUCAACUGGACAUUUGUCCAAGUAAUUCAGCGACAGUACAAUCUUCUGUCGAAAUAGCGGUGGCAUCAUCUUUAGUAAAUAAAAAUAACAUAGAGGAACCAAUUAGUAACACUCCAUCGGCCUUAACCGGGCCAGGGAAUAAAUUAAAAGAAGAAAUUGAAGUUUCCACUUCAAGCUCCGUGUCAACCAAAGCUUCGGCUGAAAAAUUUCUCUAGCGAAAAAACAACGGUUCUAAUUCCUUUCUCGAAUGUUAUGCUUAUCGGAAACUUAAUAUUUUAUAUACGUGCAAUAAUAUUUGUUUAUCGGAGAAAGUCAGGAACCUAAAUAAAACGAUAACAGCUUCGUCUUCCCCAGAACAUGUAACACGACACAUCCAUCAAAUUGAAAUUUAUUCUGUGGUAAUUGUGUGGUCGAAAAAACUUUUAAAAGAAUCCCAUGGCUACAACUUUUUAACAAUUUUUCCGGAGCGCUAUAUCAGCUACUUGAAUGUAAUAUAACCGCGUUGAUUUUUUAAUACCAGCACAAGUAAAGUUGAAUACUGUUAUAUUUAAAUCGAAUGUUUUACGAAACUUAAAAAAUGAGUAGCAAAUAUAAAUCAGUGAUCAGUAGCGGAUAUUUAAUAUGUAUGUGUCUUAUUUCAUAUACAUGUGACCGUAAUAUUUAAGUCUGCCUCUCUGUGUUUAACAAGCAACUGAUCUGCUGCAUUUACGCGCACACGGUCAGGAGCGAAUUGUUUGAACGUGAGAGAAUUUCGUACACUGUCCUAAAUCAAUGCUAUCAACACUGCCCGCCAGUCUUCAACGGCAGUUCAAAUUGAAACUUCAGAGUAUGUAGCAUUAUAAUUUUAUUUAUUAAAACAAUAGAAAGCUGCUUUACACUUUGUUUAAAGGUUUAAUGCAGAGGCAAAACGAGAACGAAAUUAAAUAAACUUGUUUAGAUACUUUCCAUUUAAAAAAUAUAUUAUUAUACUUUAAAUCGGUUUAUUGUUUUAGAAAUAUGGUAAAGUUAUUUUAAUUCAAUAUUGUGUAAAAUUUCUAUUAAUAGAAAAUGAACUAUAUAAUCAUACUACUUUUUGAGAAUAAGUUUAAUUAAUGUUAUAUAAAUCUAAAUUAGUUUGUAUGCAUUUAUUUUGAACACAUGUAAUAAACAUGUUGAUUUCUUACCUUA